CACAGCUCUCCUUCGUCUUCUUCGAGAAUACUCCAUUGAUCGCCGCAUUUCUAGGGCUCCCACCGCACUCUUCCUGAGCCUCCUUCCGAUCCCUUCGAUUCUCCGUCGGCCCCGCUCUCCGCCUCUUCUGUAUGCUGAUCGCCUGGUUGCUCGUUUGCUAGCCGUCGACGGCCUCGGCUUUGCUCCAUCCCGAUCGAUCCAGCAACGAUACGAGAUAUCUAACUCAGGACCCUGAGAUUCCCGUCCGUGGCAGUCGGAUCGUCCUUUUAAUACCUCGGAAUCGCCUCUACGUUUCUGGGAUCGGUGAAUUUGAAUGGUGAAAAGGCAAAAUCUUGCUAAGAUUUAUAUUUUUGUUGCGAAAUUUAAAAGCUUGUGACAUCAUUUGGUGAGAUGAAGCCAGAGAAGGAAGGGCAUGAUUCCAUUAACAACUUCAUGAGUCAGACAAUUGGGAAGGAUCCGUUCUCUAGAAGUGGUGGAAAGCAGAUCCCCUUUGAACUGUGGAAAGGUGGGCCUACUGAUGUGAAUGUGGCUAAGGAAGCUAGUUGUUCUUCAAAUGACAAUGGAUCUGUCUCUAAAGGAACAAAAAGCUCAUCUGAACAAAUGCAAGCACUUAGAUUUCCUGAGGCUGUUUUAGCCUUUGCUCAAGCUGCUGCAAGGGCGAACGGUGAGCCUGAAAAAUAUCUUCCAGGAUGGCCUUUACUUUCACCACCCAAGGUCCAAUUUCAGAAAUGCGAGAAAUGUUCUCGAGAGUUCUGCUCUACGAUAAAUUAUAGAAGGCACAUACUUGUGCAUAGGCGCUCCCUAAACAUUGAUAAGGAUUUCUCAAGGAACAGAGAAUUUUUGGUUGUCUUUUGGGAUAAGCUACCUUUGGAGGACCGCAAAGAUAUUCUUUCUUUCACCAAUAUGGAUAUGGAGGAGGUUAAUGGUUCUUCUCUUGUGAGGUCAUUGUCUUCAUGGAUAAGAAAACCAUUAUUUUCUUCCCUGCCACAAGCAUAUGCCAAGGCUGGAUCUGCUCUACUGGAUUUGAUCCAAGAAAAGCCUUCCAGCUCUCAUAUGUCCUCCGAGGAACUCUUCAGCAUCCUUGAUAAUGCAAGUGAAAAGACCUUCUUAUCUACUGGCACUGCUAUCUCAGUGCAAAAAUUUGUGUUUGAUGGAGAAGUAUCAAAGAUUGCAUUGGAGAUGAAAAACCUUAUUUCUUGUGUUAGCUUCAUGCUUGAACAAAGAUUGGUCAAAGCAUGGUAUGCUGAUAAGGACGCAGAAGCUUUAAAAUGCCAUAAGUUGCUUAUGGAAGAAGAGGAAAGUGCUAAGAGAAGACAAGAUGAACUUAUCGAAAGGAAAAGAUUGAAGAAACUUAAGCAGAAAGAACAGAAAACAAAGGACUUACUUGAGGCAGAAAAUAGGUUUUUUCUGCCUGGAGCUGAAACAAGUGAUUCCCCUCAUUUGGAUUUCAACAGCACUGUGAUAUCAGAAAACGAAGGUCAUCAUCCUGUGGAACUUAAUGGAUCCGUAUGCCAUACUACAGAGAAUACGAUCAAAAUGGAAACUGAGGUUGCUGAUCAGAGUAUUGAUCAAGAUCAGAUGAAUGGCAGACAUCCUUUUUCAACCCAGUAUAAACCAAAAAGAACCAUUCGAAAUGGUUAUCCAGUUCAGUUCCCUGGAGCAAAAUUUUCAGUGUCAAUGAGGUACGACCCUUAUAAGGAGCCGAAGACCAACUCAUCUGCCACUAGUAAUAAGAUUUGGACACAAAAAAAUAAACGUGAAGAGGCACUAUACAACAGAAUUGAUAGGAUCCAUCAAGACCAGUCAGUCAAACCUGAUAGUUCUGAAGUUAUAAUCGGCUCUUUUUGUAUAGCGCUUGAAAGUAGUGAUAAAACAAGAAGUAAGCUGGACAAGAUUCGUACCAGACAACACAAUAUCAAACCUUCGACAGCAAUGCUGUGGAAACCUGUGAGUCACCAUGAAAACAGGAAUGAUACAAACAGUGUGUCUAAUAUGAGGAAAGAAAACUUCGUUGUGCCUUUAUGUGGAGAAUUUACUGAUUCAAUGUCUGCCGAUAAGAUCAAUUUCUCUUUGGAUGGGAGGAUGAACAAUGCUUCCGAGGCACAGCAGGGUCUUUUGAUGGUGCAGUCAAGUGCUGGGCCAAUCUUAUUCUCAAGCAAAAUUGCAGAAGCUUUUCUUGCACAGCGAUGGAAGGAGGCUAUUGUAUCCGAUCAUGUGAGGCUAGUUUUACCAUCUGAAGCUGAAGUACUUGAUGGGUAUGAUACGGCUGAAAAUGACAAUUACGAAAUAAUGCCUGAAUCAUGUGAAUCAGAUGGUAUGGAUAAAGGGCGUGAUAGCUUUGGAGGUGGCAGAUCUACAAUCGAGCUGCCUUAUUCUUUCAAGCCCAAAUUUAGAACAAAGACUGAAAAGAAUAGCAAACUAAAAUAUGUUCCGAAACAAACACACAGGGCCUCAGGUGAGUAGAUUGAGGUGGAAAAAUGGUUUUAGUGUCAUUGUAAGAUCUAGACUACGUGCAGAGGCUGCGGUUUUAUCAGGGGUCUUCUGUUCAAUUCAGCCUAGGUGAUGAUAUCCAAAUUCUUGUUAAAGGCUGCUCUCCUUUGCAAUAACUUAUCCAAUUUGGUGCUAUUGCUUUUUGUUAAUCUGGAACACAUGAACCGGUUAUGUAACCUGUCACCAAGCCAUAACUUUGCUUGCCUUGGGUUUUCGUUGCUGUACCAUAAUAAUCCAUUUUGAUUCUUUAAAUAAUUAUUCAUUUUGAUUCUUCCGUUGCU
Molecule: messenger RNA, 2771 nt
Organism: Zingiber officinale
Lineage: Eukaryota; Viridiplantae; Streptophyta; Magnoliopsida; Zingiberales; Zingiberaceae
Exons: 11
Coding region: 391-2463 (690 amino acids)
Source: RefSeq, a predicted model, not a curated record